AUGGAAACAGGAGAAGCAAGGCAUGCCCAAUGGUGUCAUUAUGGGACGUUAGCACGGAUGCAGACUUCAUGGACCACUUCAAACCCAAGGCGGAUAUUUCUAGUUUGCCCAAAGUUAAAGGGAAGUGGUGAAAAAGGAUGUAGGUUUUUUCAGUGGUUUGAUGCAAAAAUGUGUGAGCAUUUAAAGUCUCUGAUACCUGGUUUGCUGUGGAAGAUUGAUAGGGUAGAGAAGGAAAAUGCAAAGAUUCGAGCAAAGUCAAAAAUAUUGGGAGCUACUAUGUUGCUUUCUUGGUUGGUGGUGUUUGCCAUGAAGAUGAAUUAG
Messenger RNA from Prunus armeniaca (apricot), 321 nucleotides. Lineage: Eukaryota; Viridiplantae; Streptophyta; Magnoliopsida; Rosales; Rosaceae. The record is from the annotation of a GenBank genome assembly.